UCGACAACCCCAUGUGCAUACAGACUUUUUACGAUGCCUACUGAUUCAAGACGUUUAACGGGGCCAGAUGAAACGAAGAGCCCUUAUAUAUUUGUCAAGCAACCAAAAGUUCAGGUCCUUACAGAAAAAAGACAUGAUGGACGUUCCCCAGACACAUUGCGACCAAUUUUCCUGAAGGCUGAUGUGGUGAGCCAGGCAAGGGGAUCAGCGUAUGUAGAACAGGACAAUACCAAGGUCAUGUGUGCAGUGUAUGGCCCACGGGAAGUCGGUCGUCGGGAGGACUUCAGUAUGAAAGGCAUAAUUAACUGUGUGUUUAAAUACGCCACAUUCUCGUGUCGUUACCGACGUUCGUACCAACAGGACAGCGAGGAAAAGGAUUUGUCAGUACAGUUACUGGAUGCUCUGGAGCCUGCUGUUUGUAUG
Pecten maximus is the source of this 423-nucleotide messenger RNA. RefSeq names its product exosome complex component MTR3-like. Gene Ontology annotation, biological process: rRNA catabolic process; nuclear mRNA surveillance; U4 snRNA 3'-end processing. Gene Ontology annotation, cellular component: nucleolus; cytoplasmic exosome (RNase complex); nuclear exosome (RNase complex). The record is from RefSeq and is a predicted model, not a curated record. Lineage: Eukaryota; Metazoa; Mollusca; Bivalvia; Pectinida; Pectinidae.